UUUUACAAAACUUAAUUCCCUUCCUAGAAAUUCUUGCCCUCCUUUAAUUCAUUUCCCUUCCUUUUCCCUUCAAUUAUGGAACACAAAUAAAUGCCACUUGAUACUCAUAAGACCCCAAAACACUCCACAAAACUAGUCAAUCAAUCAUCUUCAUCUUCUCCAAAUCUCGAAAAAACAUCUUCAAAAAAAAAAAAAAAAAAACAAACAAAAAAAAAAACACUCAUCAUCACCAUCAUCAAUGGCAACAAAUCAUAGCCAAAAACCUCAUGCUAUAAUGAUUCCAUAUCCAUAUCAAGGUCACAUCACACCCUUUGUCUAUCUAGCCAUUAAACUAGCUUCACAUGGUUUCACAAUAACAUUUGUUAACACACAUUACAUACAUUCCAAGAUUUCAAACUCACAACAAUCAUCUCAACAAAAUUGCCAAAUUAUAAACAAAGAUGAUUUAUUUGCUAGAGCACGUGAAUCUGGACUAGACAUUCGUUACAAGACAGUUAAUGAUGGAUUUCCAUUAAGGUUUGAUAGGUCAUUAAAUCAUGAUCAAUUUGUUGAAGGAUUAUUGCAUGUUUUUUCGGCACAUUUUGAUGAAUUGGUUGAAGAUUUGGUUAAAGGGGACCCACCUGUGACGUGCUUGAUUGCUGAUACAUUUUAUGUGUGGCCAGCCAUGAUUGCUGAGAAGUAUAAUUUGUGUUAUGUUUCGUUUUGGACAGAACCUGCUUUGGUUUUUAAUCUCUAUUAUCAUAUGGAACUCCUCAAGAAAAAUGGACAUUUUGCUUGUCAAGAUAAUCGCAAGGACACUAUAGAUUACAUACCAGGAGUUAAAGCUAUUGAACCAAGGGACUUGAUGUCAUAUCUCCAAGCAACUGAUAUUUGGACUUGUGUCCACAGGGUACUCUACAAGGCCUUUGCAGAUAUUAAAAAGGCUGAUAUCAUCAUUUGUAAUACAGUCCAAGAACUUGAAUAUGACACUCUCUCAGCCCUAAACAAGAACCAGCCCACAUAUGCUAUUGGGCCCAUUUUUCCAUCUGGGAUCACUAAGGCCCCAUUCAGUAUUAGCCUAUGGUCUGAGUCUGAUUGCUCUCAAUGGCUCAAUAGCAAGCCCAAUACUUCAGUUUUGUAUGUCUCAUUUGGUAGCUAUGCUCACACUAGUAAAGAAGAUCUUUUGGAAAUAGCCCAUGGGCUUCAACUUAGUGGGGUGAACUUCAUUUGGGUUCUAAGGCCCGAUAUUGUGAGUUCGGACGAGACAGAUUUCCUGCCCGUUGGGUUCGAGGAGAGUAUAAAAGACCGUGGCUUGAUCGUGCCAUGGUGUAGACAAAUUGAGGUUAUCUCGCACCCUGCUAUAGGUGGAUUCCUGACUCACUGUGGUUGGAACUCGACAUUGGAAAGUAUAUGGUGUGGUAUACCGUUAAUUUGUUUUCCUUUGUUGACCGAUCAAUUCACUAACCGAAAACUAGUUGUAAAUGAUUGGAAGAUCGGAAUUAAUCUGUGUGACAAAGAACGUGUCACACACGAGGAAGUCUCCAAAAAGGUUAGGAAUUUUAUGUGUGGAAAUAGUACUCAAGCAUUGAGAAAGGCAGUGAAGGAAGUGAGAAAGACAUUAGAAAAUGCAUUAGGACAAGAUGGAUCAUCAGAGAAGAAUUUUCAUCAAUUCAUGGAAGACAUAAAGGUCAAUGUGAGGAAAAGGGCUGGGCUUUCUAAUGGGCAUGCUAGUCCAAUUUACCAAAAUGGUAAUGGGCUGAUCCAUUGAAUCUUUGAAAUCUAAUGUUAAUUGUAAGAAUAUGGGCUAAAGGGCCCAAGUUAGGUGUAGGAGUUUGGGCCAUUGCAUUUGGGCUAUGGUUCUAUCUCUUUCUUUUCUUUUUUGGCUAUGUUGUGCUCUUGUUAUAUUUUUUGCUCUUUGAAUUUUAUUUUUGCUUAGGUAAAUUCAGGCCACUGAAUAUAAAAGUUGUUUGUUCAAUAAAUAUUUUAGUUGAGUUUAUUUCAAAAA
This is a messenger RNA of Lycium barbarum (goji berry), 1984 nucleotides long. Its product is annotated as UDP-glycosyltransferase 86A1-like. The record is from RefSeq and is a predicted model, not a curated record. Bases 239 to 1747 code for a protein of 502 amino acids. The transcript is spliced from 2 exons. Gene Ontology annotation, molecular function: UDP-glycosyltransferase activity. Lineage: Eukaryota; Viridiplantae; Streptophyta; Magnoliopsida; Solanales; Solanaceae.